GCCGUUUACCUUUUAUAAAUCUCAAAAAACUACCUAGGAACUAGGCCAACCAUCCCCACCAAAACGAUUCACCUUCUUUGCCUUGUCGUCGUUACACUGUCUGCCACAAUGGCGCUUGAGAUGGCUAUUGACUCAAUGACUAUUCGCGACAUUAUACGAAUUCUCAAAGGCUUUAACCCACAGGAUAAAUUCCAGACUGUCUUGAAUACAUGUAACGAUGAUUCUUUUGACCAUAUCUGCAAUGUAAUAUUACGUGCUAUAUUUCGCUGCGCAUCCCAAUCAAAAACCACAUCACAUAACGAAAAUCUACCAAGGACAUAUAGGAUACAGCAAAUUGCUCGAGAAGAGCACAUCAUACCGGAAGAGCACACCAAAAUACAAGACACAACUUUAGAAAACUCUUUAUCACCAGACCGAAGUAUAACGCAAGAGCAUACUGAAACACAGGACCAAGACACAACUUUGGAAAACUCUUUAUCACCAGACCGAAGUGUGACGCACGAGCACACUGAAAUACAGGGCCAAGACACAACCUCUUCAUCACCAGACCGGGCCACGGAAUGUACCUCAAUUCUAAACAAUACUUUAAGCGAAGAGCAGUGUUCACUCCCAGAAAAUUCUUCUGCUGCAACGGCCUCGGAUAGUGCCAUAGAGCUCUCAGAUAUAUUAGACGAUGAGAAUAUCGCAUCACCAAAUGAAAUAUCUGCCGAUCAAACAACCGCUGAAGGUCAGAAGUCAAAACAAAAACUUCCACCAAAUUAUCCGACCUUGACGACAUCCGUAACUGCCUCUCGAGAAUUUCCUGGAUGGUCUCGCGAACCAAAAAAAUUCUGGGCACAGUCAAAAAAUGCUCCGAGCUUUAAAGGACAAAAUACCAGCGCAAGGUGCAAGGUUUUUGUUCAGCAUGCUAUAAAUAGUAUAGAUGAUACCAUCAUUAUUCAGACCCUCCAAGAUAGAUUUACUUCUAUUUUGGUGUAUCAGAGCUACCGCAAGCUGAUGGGGGGGGGAAAUAUCACAUCAAACAAUAUUCUGCAGUAUCUUCAGCGCCUUGGUAUACCAGCCCAUUUUGCGCCAGAUUGUUCGCGGCUCGUUUUUAGUGGAAAAAGACGAGAAAAGUUCUGCCAUGACAUUGAUCCUGAUAGACAUGAGAUUGAUUAUAGCUCUCAACUGAUACCAGAUCUUAAGGAUAAAUUAUUUACACACAAUAAAGAUUCACGCAUGGCAACGAAAUGCGCAAAGACAGUUACUACAUUUAAGGAUCAAAAAGAUACCUUAUUAUGGUUGGCGAGCUCUAAAGCCCAGUCAGCAGCAAAAGCAAUCCUCAGCUAUGGCCAAAAACUUCUAGGUCUUGAGGAACAUGCCCACACUGGAUACGAUAGACCUAAUGGUCAAAAAAGACGAAUCGAGCUUGAAGAAGAGACUGGAUCAUUCAAACGUAUACGCACAAGUGUAACUCGUUCUCCGGCCGGAUUUCAAAAUAGCUCACCAAAUACACACCAAAAUGCAACUAUCUCUCAGCGAAGACUACACGAUGAAUCACCAAAUAUAACCGCAAAUCCUGCUGUAUUUCAGGUAGGGCGGGAUAGCCCAUUAGAUUCACAAAGUAAUGGGCAAGGUCUGGAAACUUUAGCACAAGUGGCAUUGACAAAUAUACCAAGCGAAGAAGCUACAAACUUCAUAUCAAACGAAGGUACAAUCCACUCCGAAAGUGCGUCUUAUCGAGAAAAUGCCCCAUCUGACCAGAAUCGCCCCAAUUUGCGUACAGAGAUAAAUAAUCUUGCUCCUUCUCAGCCAAAUGAUAAUCCACCUUCAGAGACAAAUGAUGAUAUUCAGCGCUUAUCAAGCUACCAAGAUAAUACUGCAACUGGAGACUUUCAUGAGCAGUGCCACGCAAGCUGGCAAGCAAGGACGGUGGAAGAGAAUGACGAUGGUGUAUACAAUUCCGAAAUUAACUGGGAGUCCAUUUUUACAACAGUAGAUAAUAUUGAUUGGGGUACAGGUACAAUUGAGUAGAUAUAAGAUUAACGUUUACAACUUUUACUUCAUUAAUGUAGCUAAAUACUAUGACUUUUCAGAA
Trichoderma asperellum CBS 433.97 is the source of this 2077-nucleotide messenger RNA. NCBI's taxonomy places the organism in Eukaryota, Fungi, Ascomycota, Sordariomycetes, Hypocreales, Hypocreaceae. The record is from RefSeq and is a predicted model, not a curated record.